Messenger RNA from Lycium ferocissimum, 2211 nucleotides. Its product is annotated as subtilisin-like protease. Bases 4 to 2211 code for a protein of 735 amino acids. NCBI's taxonomy places the organism in Eukaryota, Viridiplantae, Streptophyta, Magnoliopsida, Solanales, Solanaceae. Gene Ontology annotation, biological process: proteolysis. The transcript has a single exon. The record is from RefSeq and is a predicted model, not a curated record. Gene Ontology annotation, molecular function: serine-type endopeptidase activity.
ACCAUGAAAAUCUUUCUUCUUUUUUGUAUGGUUUUCUGUUUUCCAUGGCCAACUAUUCAGAGCCCGUUCGAGACUUAUAUAGUUCAUGUUGAGUCUCCUGAAAGUCAAAUUUCUACUCAAUCAUCAGUAAUGGAUUUAGAGAGCUGGUACCAUUCUUUCUUGCCAAAGACCUUAGCAAGCUCUAGCUCAGACGAAGGACCACGAAUGAUUUAUUCGUAUCGCAAUGUGAUGAAAGGCUUUGCUGCAAGAUUAUCAGCAGAGCAAGUGAAGGAAAUGGAGAAGAAACGGGGCUUUAUAUCUGCACAACCGCAUAGGAUAUUGUCUUUACACACCACACAUAGUCCGAGUUUUCUUGGAUUGCAGCAGAACAUUGGCUUGUGGAGGGAUUCCAACUAUGGUAAAGGUAUGAUCAUUGGAGUCCUGGACAACGGGAUUUUUCCUGACCAUCCUUCAUUUAGCGACGAAGGGAUGCCUUCUCCGCCUGCUAAGUGGAAGGGAAAGUGCGAAUCUAAUUACACUACAAAGUGUAACAAGAAGCUCAUCGGUGUGAGAUCCUACAUAAAAGAACGCUCGCCAAUAGGUGAUUAUGGACAUGGGACUCACACUGCCAGCAUAGCUGCUGGAAGUUUUGUGCUAGGUGCUAAUUUGUAUGGGAAUGCUAUUGGCACUGCAGUUGGGGUUGCCCCUCUUGCUCAUUUGGCCAUUUACAAGGUCUGUGACGGGGGUUGCGAUGACGUUGACAUUUUAGCUGCGAUGGAUGCAGCUAUUGAUGAUGGGGUUGAUAUCCUAUCCCUUUCCAUAGGUGGAUCUUCUCAUCCCUUCCAUGAUGAUGCCAUUGCGAUCGGUGCAUAUAGUGCAACAGAAAGAGGCAUUCUUGUAAGUUGCUCGGCCGGUAAUGAUGGUCCAUCCAGUAACUCUACUUCAAAUGAAGCCCCAUGGAUUCUCACAGUAGGUGCAAGCACUCUUGACAGGGAAAUUAAGGCUACUGUUAAGCUUGGAAACAAAAAAGUAUUCGAGGGCGAAUCAGCUUUUCGUCCAAAGGCUUCCGAUGUAACAUUUUUCCCUCUGUUUAAUCCUGCACUGAAUACAAGUGAAGCUGAAAGCGCUCUUUGCGGAACAGGUACACUGACUGACCCUGCUAUUAGAGGCAAAAUAGUGUUGUGCUUGGACGGUGAUUAUUCUUCGAUUGAAAAAGGACAAGAAGUAAAGGAUGCUGGAGGUGUUGGCAUGAUUAUCUACAAUUAUCCAGAUGAUGGUUUCACUACAUCAGCUGAUGCUCAAGUCCUUCCUGCCCUGGAUGUUACUAGAGCUGAUGGGAUGGACAUUCUUACCUACAUGAACUCAACCAAGAAACCUGUUGCCAGAAUUGGAUUCCAAGGAACAAUAUUAGGAGAUAGAAAUGCACCAGUGGUUGCUUCAUUUUCUUCUCGAGGACCAAGCACGUCUAGUCGUGGAAUCUUGAAGCCUGACAUUAUUGGUCCUGGUGUUAACAUUCUUGCUGCUUGGCCUACCUCCAUUGACAACAAAGUAAACACAAAAUCAACAUUCAAUUUUAUGUCUGGCACCUCCAUGUCUUGUCCUCACCUCAGUGGAGUAGCAACAUUGCUAAAAAGCGGACACCCCACUUGGUCCCCUGCAGCUAUUAAGUCAGCAAUCAUGACAACUGCUGAUAUAGUAAACCUCGCCAACAAUCCCAUCCUAGAUGAAAGGCUUCUUCCUGCUAAUAUCUUUGCAAUUGGAGCAGGACACGUCAAUCCAUCAAGAGCAAGUGAUCCAGGACUAAUUUAUGAUACCCCAUUCAAGGACUACUUACCUUAUUUAUGUGGUUUGAAUUACACAAACCAACAGGUGGGAAAAAUUAUACAAUGCAAGGUGAAUUGCUCGGAAGUGAAAAGUAUUCCUGACACACAACUAAAUUAUCCUUCAUUUUCCGUCACACUCGGAGCAAAUUCUCAAACAUAUACAAGAACAGUGACUAACGUUGGGGAGGCUAAAUCAUCAUACAUUGUGGAGAUAGUUUCACCACCAGGAGUUUCCGUGACUGUUAAGCCCACUACUCUAAAAUUCUCCGAGUUGAACCAGAAGUUGACAUACCAAGUGACCUUUUGCAAAACAACCAACAGCUCAAACAGUGAUGUAGCUCAAGGAUUCUUGAAAUGGACUAGUAAUAUGCACUCUGUAAGAAGUCCAAUUGCAGUUGUGCUAGUCUAG